Molecule: messenger RNA, 3465 nt
Organism: Uncinocarpus reesii 1704
Lineage: Eukaryota; Fungi; Ascomycota; Eurotiomycetes; Onygenales; Onygenaceae
Exons: 4
Coding region: 1-3465 (1154 amino acids)
Biological process (GO): DNA-templated transcription; regulation of transcription by RNA polymerase II
Cellular component (GO): chromatin
Molecular function (GO): DNA-binding transcription factor activity, RNA polymerase II-specific; RNA polymerase II cis-regulatory region sequence-specific DNA binding; zinc ion binding
Source: RefSeq, a predicted model, not a curated record
AUGGCAGAUCAAAAUGUUUCCAGUAGCCAACAGAGCCAGGACCUUAUGACAAUCAAUGAAGUUGUGAAUAGUGGUCCGGUACAACAAACAGGUGGCACUAGCACAUCUACAAACAACGCUCAUAAAGCCUCCAAUCCAAAUAUACCCCCGCCAAAAACCGAGAAGCCUCGGCCACAUGUUUGUGGAAUCUGUACGCGGUCUUUCGCACGCUUAGAGCAUCUCAAACGCCAUGAGCGAUCGCAUACCAAGGAAAAACCAUUUGAAUGCCCAGAUUGCACGAGAUGUUUCGCAAGAAGGGACCUUUUGUUAAGGCACCAGCAGAAACUACACAUGACUACCACGCCUUCAUCUCGUCCACGUAAUGUUCGAAGGGAAAGCACAAGUAGUUCUACGCGUGUUAGAAAAAAUUCGAUUGCAAAUGGCGGGAACAGCAUGAGACCAAGAGCCAAUACUAUCAGCCAUGUGGACCGCCCAGCUUUGGGAGUGGUGAACACCAGCGACUCGUCAAGGACGCCCCAGGCUGGACAUGCCCAUCACCCAAGUCUCAGCUCAGUACCAAGUAUGCCCGGACUCGACUUUCGCGGGAUGCCUUCGGAUAACCGUCAUCCUACGAUGAACGGUCUUACUAAGCUUGAUACCGCCGCUAUUCCCUUGAAUUUAUCGGAUGGUCUUCGCACUGCUCCAGCUUUUGGAAGCUUUGGCACAGAUUUUGGACUUGGAGACAUGAUGAUGGGCCAUGGGAGCACAAUCAAUCCAGCCCAGUUGCAUUUCUCUGGUUCACCUAAUGGAUUCCUCGAUACGCCUACCUCGCCUUUCACUCCCGCAUUUUCGAAUAUGCCUGCUGCCCGGAACCUUUACGAUGAUGACAUAAAGUACGACUGGAUCAACGGCUUUGAUAAUACAAUGAAAUUAAGUGCGAACGAAUCCGCCAUUGACAAUUCUUCCCCAUCGGCAAUGAGUACAGGAAGCCCUGGUGGUAUCAGUGCAGAUAUCUUGGAUACCUCCAAUCACGUUAUAACCUCCUCUUCAGGACCCUGGUCAAACACAUUGCUUUCUCAUAGUCAGCCAAGCCAAUUCGGGCUGGAUUUCCCUCAAACCACUUUCCAAGAUCUUUCCGGCCACACUGGAACAGUGUCUCCAAAAUCGCUCCUAAACCCUGUCCCCGACCAUUCGUUCUCAACGUCACCAUCUCUAGCAUCGAUGGGAGGCUCGACCCUUUCUAACAUACCCCACAAUAUGUUUCACAAUGCUGGAACUUCAAAUAAUCCAGGAUACGAAACCAACUUCAUGUCUCCAGCGUUACCGGCGUAUGCUAACACCAUCACGGACUCAACGCGACAAGCUCUCAUGGCAGCAUUACAGCGACCGUCAAGUUUUACGAGUCGCCGGUACUCGCAACCAGCAUCUAACUCAGCAUUUUUGCCUGGAAAUAUUCGGUUAGCUAUGUUCGAGAGCAGCUCAGCGGUGCUGCCUAGUACACAUGACCUUCAGCGUUAUAUUUCAGCCUAUAUAACUUAUUUCCAUCCUCAUAUGCCGUUCCUCCAUAUCCCAACCCUUGAUUUCAAGGCACCGGAACACGCGAACAAAUUCAAAACCGCUAAUGGAUACGGAAAUGCAAACUCUUCCUAUCCUCCCGGAGAUAGUGGCUGUUUGCUCCUAUCCAUGGCAGCUAUUGGUGCGUUGUAUGAGUUUGAAACCGCAACCUCGAAGGAGUUGUUUGAAUCCGCAAAGAAAAUGAUUCAAUUGUAUCUCGAAGAACGGCGGAAAGCGGAUUUGGCUGUUCUCAAUCGCUCGAGUUCCGGGCGCGACAAUUCAGUGCAAAAUACUCCCUUAUGGCUUGUUCAAGCAAUGUUACUCAACGUCAUAUAUGGUCAUAACUGCGAUGAUAAAACAGCAGCGGACAUUGCAAGCACCCACUGCGCAGCGCUGGUAAGUCUUGCGAGAGCCGCAGAGCUCACUCACUAUCACCCUCCGGAGAGCCUCCUGGCGGACCAAUUCGGGUUUUCGUCAACUGGAAUUGAUGGGAACGGCUAUGGUGAUUGUUGGAACGUUCAGUCACCAGACAUCUCUCCAGAGAGAAGAGAAUGGCUAAAGUGGAAAGUGGUGGAAGAGCGAAAACGGACUCUAUAUUCGAUUUUCACCUUAUCGAGCUUAUUGGUUUCGGCUUACAACCAUGCGCCUGCCCUUACUAACUCGGAAAUCCGCUUAACUUUACCGUGCGACGAAGAAAUCUGGGCCGCCGAUUCUCCAGAAGCGUGGAUGUCGUUAGGUGGCGAAGUACGAACAGAGCAAACUGCGAUUAAAUUCUCUGACGCCCUGAAGUCACUUCUUGUCGCCGGACAACAUAAUCCUCAAGCGCAUAACCAGUUUGGGGCUGGUAAGCAGAUGGACGGCUUAUCUCCUUCUGAUCUUACCCCGAGCACUUUUGGAUGUUUGGUCUUAAUACAUGCCCUUCAUAAUUAUAUCUGGGAGACACGCCAGCAGCAUAUGGGGAAACAAUGGACGAGCCAGGAAACUGAAGCUCUACACGUGCAUAUUGAACCUGCUUUCCGAGCGUGGCAAACCGCAUGGGGCAGCAAUCCCAGCCAUAGUUUGGAGAGGCCAAAUCCGUAUGGCGCGGGUCCGUUAUCCGCAGAUAGCAUACCUCUUUUGGAUCUUGCUUAUGUUAGGUUAUAUGUCAACUUGGGUCGAUCAAGAGAGGCAUUUUGGCAACGUGAUUGGAACGGCAUGGUUGACGAACUCUCCAGAGCUGCGGAGGUCCUCCAGCCGUCAGAUGGAAGCCCUAAUUCUGAAUUUGGCCAAGAAUUAAUGUCUGAAUUCAAUAACUUGGAUGUCGGAGUUGGGAACGACCCUAAUCUAGAAGCAGCUUAUCACACAGCCUCCAGUCGUCGAGCAAAAUCUUCGAAAUGUGAACGACAUUUGCGGAAGGCUGCAUUUUAUGCGGCAGAUUCCAUCAGCAUGGCGGACAAAUUUGGCAACACCUUCAUUGAAUUCACGUCUCGGGAACUUCCACUUCAAAGCGCCAUGUGUCUAUUUGACUGCGCGCAAGUACUAGCUGAGUGGAUUAGUACCGUUCAGGAGCGCGUUGGGCCUUACCUAGGAAUCCUUGGCCAAGUUCCGAUGGAUUUAACACAGGUUCCGGCCAUCAUGCUUUUGGAAGAUGAAGAUUAUAAAUUGAUUCGAAAAAUCGAGGAUAUCCUUCACAGCGUUGAAACGAAGAUGAAAGACUGUGCUCCGAGCCCAUGUUCCAGCAGUGGCGAAGCAUGGAAUUGUUUACCCAGCUUGAUGGAAGGUGGCUAUGCAAGCAAGAUCUCACUAUCGAUAGCUUAUCUGUUGGACCGUGCAGGAGUUUGGCCAGUGAUCAAGUUGAUGGUUAGCGCUCUUGAGGCUCAAGCACAGCGCAUGAGAGAGCGAGCGCAAAAUUCCCUCGCAGGGACGAUAUUUGGCGGCGCAUCUGGUGUCUAA